Messenger RNA from Microdochium trichocladiopsis, 1034 nucleotides. RefSeq lists its product as uncharacterized. The record is from RefSeq and is a predicted model, not a curated record. The coding region runs from base 93 to 767 and encodes 224 amino acids. The transcript is spliced from 2 exons. Lineage: Eukaryota; Fungi; Ascomycota; Sordariomycetes; Xylariales; Microdochiaceae.
CAUAAACAGCAGCUCGAGUGGCGGAUCUUGGCGGAACGGCUUGUGGUACACGCAAGUGCGCUGGGCACUGUCUUCUCACGACGAGACCAGCCAUGGCCUCCGACCCGUGUGUAAAUUGUCACGAAGCCGAGGGAAAGUACAAGUGCCCACAAUGUACGCAACGCACAUGCUCUGUCGCCUGCUCAAAGAAGCACAAAGAGUCCCAUCCACCACAAGAGGCCGGGACCUCGACAGCUAUCAAGACGGACGGCAAUUCGCCGUCAACAAUACAAGGUUCUGAAGCAUGUAACACUGCAGAUGCCUCAACCUCAAACACGCAGUCGCAAAAGGCAAACGACCUCGCCGACAUGCCAGAGUACAAGAUGCUCAUGACGCGAUACCCGCAGCUCCUGAACCUGCUCUCGGGCAUCGCUGCGGCCACGGACCCACCCACAACGACGAGCACAUCGUCACUGACAGAGACCGCCGCCGGCAAUACUGCCCCACGAUACACAGGCAAGAAGCAGGAGCCCUGGACGCCGGACAUCGGCAUCCAGAAGGGCAUGGAGGUGCUCAAGUCGGCCAGGCAGGCGCGUGGGACCGACAGCGAGGGCAUCCGGGAGUUCAUCGAGCUGCACCGUCUAUGGCAGGCCAGGCAGCAGGAGGCUGCUGCCAACCAGGCUAGGACUGACCGGGAAGCCGCUGCUGCCGCGCGGAAGAAGCUAGCCGAGGCUGAUGCUCAGGCCAUCAAAGAGCUGUUGGAGAAAGAGAAGGCGAGUGCGAGGUGACCCGAGAUAGUGUUGUUCACCCUAUCAUACCAAAUCUGUAGAAUACCCACACUCCGAUGCGCACAAGAUGCAAGAUCAGCAUGUCUCAUACUCCAAGCAUCUCAACACCACGCGGCAACACAGCCUGUCGUAACGGAAGAUGAUGACGAGGAUAGCCCCUGGACAGUCAUCAGUGCCAGAUCACAAUCCAGCACAGCCGUUGGGACCGCAACACCAAUUUAGAAUACUCGCGGAUAAUCAAUACAAAAAUGAACAUGACACGACUUG